Scylla paramamosain (green mud crab) is the source of this 2127-nucleotide messenger RNA. RefSeq lists its product as uncharacterized. The coding region runs from base 175 to 2004 and encodes 609 amino acids. The transcript is spliced from 4 exons. The record is from RefSeq and is a predicted model, not a curated record. NCBI's taxonomy places the organism in Eukaryota, Metazoa, Arthropoda, Malacostraca, Decapoda, Portunidae.
UUUCGUCGCUAUCUUGAGUACCGUUCCUCUAGCGAGAUUGGCCCAUUACAGGUCUGUAUAGCGUUUAUUUCGUAUUUGCUUACUUUGUGGUCACAUUUACAAUAGCCUGUACACCCAUCCAACUCAUCAACAACUGAGCAACCUAAGCCUGAUCAGAGAACUUGAUUGUGAUUGAUGAUGUCAGUGAGUGGUGAAGUAGAAUCCCAGUGUUGGCUUGAGGGGUGUCGGCUGGUCCUAAAAUCAUCCCCAGUGGGCUUGAAGCUUCAGUGGCUGAGUAAUGAGGGAGGGAAACAGACACUGCUUGGCACUUCAUGUCUGUCCACUGUCAAGUGUGAUGGAAGUCUUUACCCAGUCUUCAUGGACACUGCAAUAGAAAAGGCACUGUUUAAGAAUACAGUACCGGUCACAAACUCCAUUGGAUCCAGAAAUGCUCCAUCAGCUGCUCUAGUUGUGUGUGGCCUUGGAACAGUUAUGGCUGCUCACUGCAAGUUGCCUGGUCAAUGUGUUGCAGUUUGCCACAUGGUUCAAUCCAUAUUGUGGACUGGAAUUUUGGAAGUUGAUGACAAAUCAGUUAUAGUUGUGGUCAGUAAAGGGACUACAAUCAGUUUUGGAAGAAGUGGAUACCAAGCAGGGCUUCAUGCAUCAGCAAGAAGUGAAGUACCUCACCAUGCUGGAUUACUGUGGAACACCAAAUCCCUGCCGGCAGCUCCAGUAACAUGCUGUGGUCACCAAAACAUGUUGCUGAUCUCUGAUGGAUCUAUGUGUUGGUUAUCUCACGUUUCCUGUUCAGAAAAGGAUAAAAUUGUUUUGAGAAGCAGCAAGUUGUGUAUUCAUGGAAUCAUUAGGAUUUCAUAUGAAGAAAAAAUUGAAAUGAAGUCAUGUGAUGGUAGGCAGUAUAUUUGUACUUGGGACAUCCUUAGUGGAAAGAAUGGAAAAGAAGGCUGGAAACAGUCUGUGAAAGAUAAUGACACAGAGCUGCCUCACACAGUCAAUGAUAUAAUGAAAGCAAUUGGAAAAUGCUCCGAAAUUAUAAAUGUGGAAGGGAAGGCUAUCCAGACACUAGUGUUGUACAUCAAGCAGCUUAGUUUAGCACAAAGACUGCUGACAGAUCAGAAAUACAUAUUUUUACCUACUGUUACAGUGGAAAAAAGUAUGGGAAACAAAGACUACUUUGCCAAACUACAACUUAAAAAAACUGAAGCUGAUAUUGAUUUAAGGGGAAGAUGGUGGGCACUAUGUAUGGUCGUUAAUGGAGGUAAUGGUAAGUCGGUGUCAACCACUAAACUUACAGAUGAACAGCUGAGAUCAAGUGUUUAUCAGACAAUGUUGACCUUACCUCCUCUUGAUUUCUCUACUGCUUCAGGGUACAUAGAGAUACUGACUUACCUUGUGCUGGAAAGCUUCACAUCAUCUCAGGCUGUGUGUAAAGUUAUAGCAUGUCAAGUUCAGGUUGAUAUUUUGAACCUUGUAGGACCUGAAUGUAACCUGAGUACAAACUCCUCAAGGCAUCAUGUUGGGGCUGCAGAAGUCAUUAAUGCAAAUGUGACUUCAGUCCUGAGUACAUGUCUCAGGAAGGAUCCAUUCCCUUUCUGUGAGAUCUCUGUAUCAUUUAUGUAUAGUAGUAAGAUUCUGGAUUUAGUGUGUAAACUGCUCAACCUCACUGUGGCCAAAGAUUCUGAAACAAAGAAAAGUAACCAAACAACUCUUUGGUAUAGAGAUAAUAGGAUAGAAGUAGAGUGUAUGGAGGAAAGCAAAAAGGUAUUAAUCAAGCUGAAGGGAUCCAAUCCGUAUGUAGUGCUGUCAUCAAAGGCUGCUCUGGAAAGAAGAGUUGGAGAGUUGAAGCAGUGUGUCCCAGCAGUGACCUUGCCUCCAUCACUUCUGAGGGAAGCUUGCUUUACAUACAGACUUCUUAAUUACGAAGAAAACCAGGCUAGCAGAGUGACCACAAUUGCUCACCUGUACCAUGCCAUUACUAAGCUGUCAUCACUCAUUCCUCUUGGGUAGCAGAAACUUAUCCCAUAGGGAUUUUGCUUUAAUGGAAUAACCAGUCUAAUCUUGUGAAGGUGUGAGUGUCACAUCAGUGGAGAUGGACUGCUUGAGAGGAACUGGACUGGUUUUCAGUAUUGU